GUAUCUGUGAAGAUGUGUGAUGGAUGAAUGUUUCGCGCUUUUUUUUUUAUGUUAUUUAUAUAAAACAAAGAAUCGAAAAAGUUCACAGUGAGAAGUAAAAGUACCUGAAUAAUAGUUUACACCAUAAAUCUUGUUAUUAUCAUUAUACUAAAUAUUAUUGUCACCAUCACUCAACCAGUAAAACUUGUGAUAAAAUAUAAAAUAUUACAUUGGCGCCCAACGUGCAGGCCUUGAGCCCAAGGUCAAAGUUUUAGGUACAAAUGUGUGUGUAAAAGUAAUUGUUUGUUUUGUAUUUGCCUAUGGGUAAGAUUAUUCAUAGUCCGGUUGUAACUAGGUCCAAAUCUCAAAACAAAACAUUGUCGUCAAGGACUGGAACAACCUAUCGUCUUAAAAUGGCGCACGGAACGAGCCAGACGGUGGAUGAGCAAAUGAAGCAGCUCAGGAGAGAGAGAGAAAAUAUGGAGAAGCAAAAAGCGGAUCUUGAAUUACGCAUGACACAAUUUGCAACUUGUCAGGAAUUAGCUGAUCAAGUUAAGAUGUUGCAACGUGAAAAAGAUCAACGAGAUCGAGCUUCGUCAAGUAACAAUAUAGAGUUAGACAUUAAAGCACCAAAAUUUUCUGACGAAGAUAAAAGUAAUCCCAUUGAAUUUUUACGAGAUUUGGAGAGAUAUUUCAACGUUCAUAACGUUAACGACGCAAAACAGGAUUGGGUUCUCGGGAGUAUAUUAGAAGGUCGAGCCAAAAUAUGGUACGAAGCAAAUAAAGAAGUAUGCAACACUUAUGAAAAUUUCAGGAAGCAUUUUAAACGGGAGUUUUAUUCCGUUCAAUACCAAGUUAAAGCUAAGAAUCGAUGGUCGUCUCGUCGUUAUAAAUCACAAGAUGGGGAAUUGCGCAGUUACUUUCGUCGACAAUCUAAAGAAGCGAAAUAUUUUGAGCCCGCGUUGUCUACGUAUGAAAUAAAUUAUGCUGUAGUACAACAACUACCAGCAAGGAUUCGAGAUUUAUUAGCAACCAUAGAUUUUAACAAUAGUGAAUUAAUAAUGCAAUCGUUAUCUAAUCUAGACAUAUCCCAAGAAGGCAGAGAAUUUGAUAGAGACAAAACUCAAAAUUUUAAUAGACCAAAUCAGAACAGGAAUCAAAUACAGGGGGUGAUAUCAAAUAAUUAUAGUCGACAAUCUCGUUUUCAAUCACGCCCUAAUAAUAAUUAUAAUAACAGUAAUAAUUAUGGUUCAUCCUAUAUGAAUCCCACUGGACACCGUACGUAUUAUGAUACAGUGCCGCAACAGUUUAUAUUGCCAAACACAAGAUAUCCACCUCCGGUGCUAGUAAGACCAACAAAUUACGAUAAUCAAGUAGCUAGUAAUCCUAACUUAUGCCAAUUUAAUAAUCCUGCAACUAAUUUAAACUAAAUUCGGGUGCGAUAA
Messenger RNA from Athalia rosae (coleseed sawfly), 1424 nucleotides. RefSeq lists its product as uncharacterized. The coding region runs from base 300 to 1409 and encodes 369 amino acids. The record is from RefSeq and is a predicted model, not a curated record. The transcript has 2 exons. Lineage: Eukaryota; Metazoa; Arthropoda; Insecta; Hymenoptera; Athaliidae.